Messenger RNA from Tremella mesenterica DSM 1558, 1236 nucleotides. RefSeq lists its product as uncharacterized. The coding region runs from base 1 to 1236 and encodes 411 amino acids. NCBI's taxonomy places the organism in Eukaryota, Fungi, Basidiomycota, Tremellomycetes, Tremellales, Tremellaceae. The record is from RefSeq and is a predicted model, not a curated record. The transcript has 5 exons.
AUGUUUAUCUAUCCAUGUGACGGACUACUUGAAGACCAAAACCAACCAUGUCCUUCGUCCUCUAUACCCAUCACCGGUAACUGUAGUUCAUGCGGCAAACACUUAUGUCAGCUUCAUUCCACAGUCGAACAUCAUCCUUGUGUCCUACUAGACGAACACAGAAAACGAAAUGCUGAAAUUGCUCUUCACCAUAAAGAAAUCUCGACCCUAUUGGACCAGAUCGACAGUUCUCAAUUAGAAUCAAAUAUCACCGCUCUCAAACCUGGUAUACCAUGUCGAGCCAUGAUACCCCUUCCAUCCCAAGUUCUUAGAGGUGGGAUGAACGUUCAUAUUUCUAUCCAAUUCGAAGAUGGUGUUCGAUGGUUUGCUAGGAUCAGACAACAAUCUCAUUCUUCUCCACCUAUAGAAGUACAAGAGAUGAUUAUGCGCAGUGAGAUGAUCACCAUGCAAUUUCUAAAACAAGGCGGAGUGAGAGUUCCUGAAGUGUUCCCGGGAAACCAAAUGUCGCAUGGGCGACAACCAUCAGACGUAGGUGAACGACGACAACAAACUGGUCCAUUUAAAUCAUCUCGUGAUCGUUUCAUAUCACAAAUCGAUCUUAUCUUGGAAGAUAUAGAAAAAGGAUUACGUUUCGUCGAUGAUCCUCAAACGGCUUAUCUUGUUCAUUUACAAGUGAAACAAUGGAUAAUGGAAGAUGUCACUUUAGGGGUGGAGGAAGAAGAGUUUUAUAUCAAACAUGCGGAUGAUAAGGGGGAUCAUAUUAUGGUGGAUGAUGAAGGGAACAUCACCGGUAUUAUUGAUUGGGAAUGGGCGUACUCAACUACUAAAUCCGAAGCUUUCUCUGCUCCCCUAGGUCUGGUUAAUAUCUCCGAUUAUUUCAAUGGAAGCAAUUCAUUAAGUCCACAAGAAGAACGUUUAGCAGAAACAUAUGAGAAAUUGGGUCGUCCGGAUUUAUCAGCAUGGGUCAGAGCAAGUAAGAAAUAUCAACGUCUACUUCAUACCAUUGGUCAAUCGCCUGAUAUUGUCAUGCUUUUAGCUUUGGGGGAAUGUUUCGGGCAGGGGCUGGAAGAGAAGGUGGAGAAGAAUAAACAAGUAUCACUCGUUGAAUGGGUCAUCGAAGCUAAGAAAAGACUGCCGUUGUCAGAACUAGUUUUCAUUAGUAAAGUUGUCCCUGUCAUUACUCGGGACGAACCGGCUGUCCGAAAACUUUUGACACCCCCUGUACAUGGCGAGUAG